This is a messenger RNA of Capsicum annuum, 1829 nucleotides long. RefSeq names its product E3 ubiquitin-protein ligase PUB23-like. Bases 74 to 1324 code for a protein of 416 amino acids. Gene Ontology annotation, molecular function: ubiquitin protein ligase activity. The transcript is spliced from 2 exons. Gene Ontology annotation, biological process: protein ubiquitination. The record is from RefSeq and is a predicted model, not a curated record. Lineage: Eukaryota; Viridiplantae; Streptophyta; Magnoliopsida; Solanales; Solanaceae.
UUCUUGCUCAUAUAUACUUAGGUUCUUGUUUUUGGUUUUAAAAAAAAAAAAAAACUUGUAGACGAAAAUAAAUAUGGAUGAAGUAGAGAUACCUCAAUAUUUUUUAUGUCCUAUAUCACUUAUGAUCAUGAAAGAUCCGGUGACAACGGUGACUGGGAUAACGUACGAUCGAGAAAGUAUCGAGGUGUGGUUGGUAACGGCGGAGGAAGACAUGGCCGUGACAUGUCCGGUGACAAAACAGAAUUUGCCUAGAGAUAUUGAGUUGUUGACACCAAAUCAUAUGCUACGGCGACUAAUUCAAGCUUGGUGUAUUGCCAAUGCAAGUAAUGGGAUUGAUAGAAUUCCAACCCCUAAAUAUCCUUUGGAUAAAUCUCACAUGCUCCGACUUGUUCGUCAGGUGAAUAAUCAUCAGCUUUGUGCUGAAGCAUUGAAGAAAAUUGAUGCUUUAGUGAUUGAGAAUGAGAAGAACAGGAAGUGCUUGGAAGAAGUUGGUGCAAUUAAGGCUAUGGUUUCUUUUAUAGUAAGAAACUAUAAAGAAAGAAAAGUAAUCAAUGGUCUUGAAGAAGCUUUGAAAAUUUUUCACCUUGUUUGGAGCCCAACAACUGAAAAUGAGCAACUUGUCAAGGAAAAUCGCGAUCUAAUCGUAGCUAUUUUAUGGAUCUUGAGGAGUGACAUGACCAAAAAUCAAGUCGUUCUCAAGACUCAAGCGAUGAUGGUGUUAAAAAACGUAACAGAGGUGUCGAGUUCAAAUCUUUUGUCAGGGCUAGACCCUGAAUUCUUUCAAGAAAUGGUGAAUAUGCUACGAAAAGAAAGCAAACAUCACAUCUCUCAACAAGCAACAAAAGCAGCCUUACAAGUACUAGUACAUGCUUGUUCAUGGGGAAGAAACAAGCAAAAAAUCAUCGAAUCAGGAGCCAUAUUCGAGCUAAUAGAGCUCGAAUUAUGCAAUACAGAAAAAAGAGUUUCGGAAUUGGUACUUUGUGUUUUGGCUCAUUUGUGCACUUUGGCUGAUGGUAGGGCAGAAUUCUUGAAACAUGCAGCUGGAAUUGGUGUUGUUACAAAAAGGACACUUAGGGUUUCUUCAUCUACUGAUGAUUGUGCAAUUCAAAUUCUUGGAUCAAUUUCUAAGUGUUCAGCCACAAAGGAAGUGUUGAUGGAAAUGUUGAGAGUUGGAGCUGUGUCAAAGCUUUGUAUGGUGAUUCAAGCAAGUUGCAGUGAUUACUUAAAGAAAAAAGCUAUGGAGAUCUUGAGGACACAUUCUCAUGCUUGGAGUAAUUCUCCAUGUAUUCAAGUUUAUCUCUUGACUAGAUAUCCUGGACAAUAGAGCCCUAUAACAACGUACCCAAGUGGGGUCUGGGGAAGGUGAUGACGUACGUGGACUUUACCCUAUCUUUGUAGUGUACAGAGGCUGAUUCUGAUACACCUUGGGCCCCAUAGAACCCUAAAUUCUUUAAUUACUAAUGUUUUCUUUCUUUAACUUCUUUAAAUGAUACAUGGACAAAUACACCAAAAUUGUAUCCCCUUUAUUUUUCAGAAAAGAAACAUUAGGAAAGAUCAUAUAUUGAGAAACAAAUCCAGAAGUUGCGAAGAAUAAGUGCAAAUGGUGGCUUAAUUUGUAUUUUCCUCUCUUAAUUUUAUUUAUUUACUGUGUCUAUUUAUUUAGUUUACUGCUAGAAGAUGAUGUUGAAGGAUAAAAAUGGUACAACGCAAACCUUAAUAAAGUUAUGAAAAUUGUAUUAAGUUUAAAGAAUUGCUACUAUUCCUACUUUUUUUUUUUUUCCAAUCUACAAAUGGAUUUGGCCUGUAGGGGUUUCUUGCACUUUAGUAGC